Messenger RNA from Bufo gargarizans (Asiatic toad), 1501 nucleotides. RefSeq names its product free fatty acid receptor 2-like. The transcript is spliced from 2 exons. The record is from RefSeq and is a predicted model, not a curated record. Gene Ontology annotation, molecular function: G protein-coupled receptor activity. The coding region runs from base 67 to 1038 and encodes 323 amino acids. Gene Ontology annotation, biological process: G protein-coupled receptor signaling pathway; cellular response to fatty acid. Gene Ontology annotation, cellular component: plasma membrane. Lineage: Eukaryota; Metazoa; Chordata; Amphibia; Anura; Bufonidae.
AGCCCAGCUGCCCAGAGCACUGAUCCUGAGCCGCUGGAGUCUUCAGCACUAGAUUAUGAAGUCACUAUGGCGCCAGCAGCGGAAGACAAAUACAUGCACUUGGCCAUAUACAUUAUAACGAUUGUCACGGGCUUUCCUGCCAACCUCCUUGCCCUUCAUGCACUGAUCCGGAAGCUACGCAUCAAAGCCACCCCCAAUGCCAUCCUGCUCCUCAACCUGACCAUAUCCGACUUAUCCUUCUUGGCUUUUCUCCCUUUCAAAGUUACAGAGGUUGUGCAAGGCCAGUGGUCAAUGCCCUCCUUCCUUUGCCCGCUCAGUGGCCUCUUCUACUUCAGCACCAUCUACUCUAGCACGUUGUUCCUCACCACGGUCAGUGUGGAGCGGUACCUUGGUGUUGCCUUCCCCCUCAAGUACAAGCUCUACCGCAAGCCAAGCUAUGCGGUGGCCAUUAGUGUCUUCCUAUGGGUCUGCUCGUUUGCCCAUUGUAGCAUUGUCUACAUCACGGAAUACCACCAAGCUUUCAACGUGAGCAGUAAUAAGCUUGUUUGCUAUGAUAACUUCACUGAGAAGCAGCUGGAGGUUCUGCUGCCUUUCCGUCUAGAGCUGGGACUUCUCUUCUUCUGCCUUCCUUUUAUUAUAACCUGUUUCUGCUAUGGAAGCUUUAUCAGGAUCCUCAUAUCUUCUCCACACAUCCAUAAGGACAAGAAGCAGAGAGCCAUUGGUCUGGUCCUUACCACUCUCUGUGUUUUUGCCAUAUGUUUUGCCCCCUACAACAUCUCACACUUGGUUGGAUUUGUACAGAAGAAGAACUUAAGAUGGAGGGAAAAGGCUUUGCUCUUAAGUACGUUCAAUGCAAGUCUGGACCCUGUCAUCUUCUACUUCUCCUCCACCGCCGUCCAACACUCGUGCAAGUGCUGCUUGGUGAAGCUAAAGAUUUGCCAUCCCAGUCCAGCUCUACAUAGAAUAAUAGACAAGCAGAGCAUCAAGCUGGGUCCUCCACAACUGUCGGACAGCCAGAUAUACAGUUCGAAGUACUGACCCUGGAAUCUUAUUUAUUCUUGUGUUGUAGACCUGUUGGAGGUAAUGUUGUAGUACGGGCAUGAUGUUUACAUUGGGUUUCAAUAGGGGUGUCCAUACAUGAAGUGGCAGCUGUUCAUACCACCACUUCCACUUAUUGGCACCUAUCCAUUGCAGAUGUGGAAAGCAGAAAGACCACAGUCCCCCAUGAGUUAACAUCAUGGUGACUAUGAUGAGAAACCGAGAUGGGGUCAACCUGAGAUGGAUCCCAUUGCAGCUACAUGCGCUGCCUCAUGACCUUGGAUUUUGACACAACCCUCAUUGAUGGUGGCAUCUUCUUUCACUCAUUGGAGUAAUUCAGACUUGCAAAAAUUGUGUUCUGUACUAGACCAAAUUCUCAAGGUUAUGCAAUGAUGUCUAUGAUUGGCUGACCACCAUAACCUAUGACCAAAGGUCUGACCUCCAAUAGAUGAUGCCAUGUGUA